Molecule: messenger RNA, 1653 nt
Organism: Homo sapiens (human)
Lineage: Eukaryota; Metazoa; Chordata; Mammalia; Primates; Hominidae
Gene: FABP3
Product: fatty acid binding protein 3
Exons: 4
Coding region: 63-443 (126 amino acids)
Biological process (GO): positive regulation of long-chain fatty acid import into cell; long-chain fatty acid transport; regulation of fatty acid oxidation
Cellular component (GO): sarcoplasm; cytoplasm; extracellular region
Molecular function (GO): lipid binding; long-chain fatty acid transmembrane transporter activity; fatty acid binding
Source: RefSeq, a predicted model, not a curated record
GCCGUCGGAGCCCUUGCACGCCUGCUCUCUUGUAGCUUCUCUCAGCCUAGCCCAGCAUCACUAUGGUGGACGCUUUCCUGGGCACCUGGAAGCUAGUGGACAGCAAGAAUUUCGAUGACUACAUGAAGUCACUCGGUGUGGGUUUUGCUACCAGGCAGGUGGCCAGCAUGACCAAGCCUACCACAAUCAUCGAAAAGAAUGGGGACAUUCUCACCCUAAAAACACACAGCACCUUCAAGAACACAGAGAUCAGCUUUAAGUUGGGGGUGGAGUUCGAUGAGACAACAGCAGAUGACAGGAAGGUCAAGUCCAUUGUGACACUGGAUGGAGGGAAACUUGUUCACCUGCAGAAAUGGGACGGGCAAGAGACCACACUUGUGCGGGAGCUAAUUGAUGGAAAACUCAUCCUGAUGGAAAAACUGCAACUCAGAAAUGUAAAGUGAGUCGACCAAGGCUAAAGCGGCAAAACCACUAUACUUUAUAACACAGAGUUUGGCACUAUUUCCACUUUGUUCUCUCUCAAAGAUGAAGGCUCAGGAGGAGGGAAGAUAAAAACAAAUCACUGGAGAGUCCUGGCAUGCUGGAACAUGGACUCUAGCUAGCAAGAAGGGCUCAAGGAGGUGGCCUUCUCCUAGACCUCAACUUUGAUGCAAAAGCUGUUUUGCAGCCUGAACAAAGACAAUCCAAUCCUCCAGCAAAUGGCGUCAUUUUCCCUACGUGUCUAGCCUUGAGCUACAGAACAAAAGAACAAUCACAUCCGAAGUUGUAGUUCGCCUGGUUGCGGUGGCUCACGCCUGUGAUCCCAGCACUUUGGGAGGCCAAGGUGGGUGGAUCACCUGAGGUCAGGAGGUCGAGACUAGCCUGACCAACAUGAAGAAACCCCAUCUCUACUAAAAAUACAAAAUUAGCUGGGCGUGGUGGCACAUGCCUGUAAUCCCAGCUACUCGGGAGGCUGAGGCAGGAGAAUCGCUUGAGCGUGGGAGGCGGAGGUUUUGGUGAGCCAAGAUCGCGCCACUGCACUCCAGCCUGGGCAACAAGAGCGAAACUCUGUCUCAAAACAAAACAAAACAAAACACGCACACACAAAAACAAAAUUAGCCGGGCGUGGUGGCACAUGCCUGUAAUCCCAGCUACUCGGGAGGCUGAGGCAGGAGAAUUGCUUGAACCCGGAGGCAGAGGUUGGGGUCAGCCAAGAUUGUGCCAUUGCACUCCAGCCUGGGCAACAAGAUGGAAACUCCGUCUCAAAAAAAAAAAAAAGGUUGUAGUUCAAAAGCAAAGUUGGGAGUUGGGGUGGGGGAAGACUGAGAGCCAGAAGAUGAACCAAGCUUCUGCUCUCUCAACUUCAUUCAAGUGAGAAGGGAAACAGAAGAUAAUGGGUUAAAAAAAAAUGACAUGGAUUCAAGUAUCAGAUGGAAAUAGAAAAUUAAACAUAAAACAGUUUUUAAAUGGCAUAGGAGUGUGAGCCCAUGGCGCAGGUCAAGGGGGCACUGGAAGGAAGCCACUGGUCAAACAUCUCAAAGACUGCUCUCUAGGAAAAGCACAUAUCCCUUGUUAGAGCAGCUAGUCUACCCAUUUUCACUAUAGUUCUGAAACAGGAUAGCAGCAGCCCAGUGUGACAGAAAAACAAAAAUAAAAGCAAAAACUGAAAAAAGA